This is a messenger RNA of Colletotrichum abscissum, 3291 nucleotides long. RefSeq lists its product as uncharacterized. The transcript is spliced from 2 exons. The coding region runs from base 1 to 3291 and encodes 1096 amino acids. NCBI's taxonomy places the organism in Eukaryota, Fungi, Ascomycota, Sordariomycetes, Glomerellales, Glomerellaceae. The record is from RefSeq and is a predicted model, not a curated record.
AUGGAUUCUUUUGACCCGCUUGAGUUGAGGGAGGCAGGCCCUCAGAAGCCUAGAGGGCCCCUCGAGCCCAGCGUCCUCGACCGGAAGAGGCCAGUGGCUCGAUUUCCAGACAGCUUUUCUGCCAAUCUCGGUCGCAAGACUUCCUCCUUCUUUCGUCAAGACGAUUUCACUCCUGGAUUCGACCAAAAAUCCUCAUCAUCUCCUCCUCCCCUUCCCGAAAGCCAGAGCAUCAUUCAUCGAAAACGAGACGUUUUACCUGGCUCACCUUCUCCAUCGAGUACUCGCGAUCGUCAAACAUUCGUCGCGUCUUCGGUCAAGGCAAUGGUCGCGAAAUUCGAAGGAGCAACUGCUACACUCGAGAAAUCCGACAAGAUGUCUGACCACGGAGAUUUCGAUCUCACCCCCGCCUCGUCGCCCGUUGCCGACAAGGGCAAGGGCAAGGCGUCGUUUGAUGAGUCUACUGACACCACCGCUGCUUCUGUCGCGACUGGUGAUGCUUCUCAGCCCGAGAAGAAAAAAUCCGUUCGAGAGAUUGUUGACCUGGAGCUUCUCAAGAUGGAGAACUACUUCAAUGACGAGUCCCUUGCGCGCUCUCUCGACAACUAUGUUGCUCCGAAGCACAUUCACACCAAGGUCAAGGUCCUUCCUCUUGAGGAAGAUGAGGGCGUCUCCAUGGUGAAGGCUGCUAAGAUUGAACUGUGGAACAAGUUGGCUUCGCUCAACGAGGCCUUUGAGAAGCGCCACCCGUCCGCCAAGGAAGAGCGUCUCGCCCAGGAAGCUGCUUUCGAUGCCACCAACGCUCGUCUCGACGAAAUUUUCGGAGAAUCAUCCAAGCAGGGUGUUCUGAACGAAGAGACCAAGAAGUCCACCCGUGCCGAACGCAGAGCCGAGCAAAAGGCCCAGAAGAAGGCCGACAAGAAAGCCCAAAAGGCUCGCAAGGGUGAGGUUCCCGUCGCUACUGCCCCUCAGGCUGUCACUUCGCCCACCCUUGAAGAGCACACCACCAAGGAGGCUUCGCUUCGCGAGAAGUAUCCAGAGAUCUACGCAAAGAUUGACUACUGGCGCGCUCUUGGUGCUGCCAAGAAGCCCGCCGACCUUCUCGAUCCUGCCGACUCUGGUAGCGAGUACACCGACGACGUCCACUCUGAAGACGAUUCGCUUCUUGCAGCUCCUUCUCAGCCCGUGGCCCACGAGACCCAGACGACCACCGCCUAUGGUCAAGCCGCGGAGAGCAAAAGCCAGACGAAAGAGGCCUCUACCGAUGAUGAUUCUUCUUCUUCCGAUGAUGAUGACUCGAGCACUGGCUCGUCCAACGGUGACCCGUUCCACUUGAACAAGUACCUCACGCCAGAGUAUCAGGCAAAGGCCCAGGCUUACCUCAAGGCCUUCGACGAGGCUCAAGCUCAAGUUACAGACAAGCCUAGCGAUAAGCCCGUCUACGGACCCGCUCCUCCACCUUCCUCCACUCAGUCUGGGGGAAAGACCAUCGCCGGCAAGCCGACUGCCAUGGAUAGCCGUUCCCAGCAAACUGCGGAAAGCGACGAGUCUUACACCUUCAUCCAGAGAGACCCGAAGGAGGUUGCCAAGGUCUCUGCUGCUCAGCAGGAGCGAGAUGAGAUCAACCGUCGUGCGUACGAGCGCGUCAAUGCCGCUCACGCUCGUGGUGAAAUUGUUCAUCUCGAGAAUACCAAGCCGAUUCGCGACACUUUCUCGACUGAUAUCAAGAAGGAGGACAUCGUCCCCGGUUUCGGAAAGGGCAAGAACAAGCAGGCUCCUGCCGCCUUCGACGAGGAGGUCUACGCCCACCGCUCGAUUGCGUCUCACACCAUGAAGCCUGCUCCGCUUCGCAUCCCCUCUCGCGCCAAGCAGCCUGCGGUCGACAACGACAAGCCCGGCGCCAAGGACGCCUCGCAGGCUCAGAGAAAGACGUCCUCUGUCUCCGAUGCUCCGCGCUCGUCAAACUCCAGUAGGUACCGCAUGGUUGCUGGAGAGUCCACCUCCUUCACUCAGGCCUACAACGGCAACAACCCGUUCCUGAACAGAACCACGAGCGGCUCUUCCACUCAGAGCGGCGGUCCGAGAAGUAGCGGUAGCGCUCGCAACUUCAGCUGGCCCAAGAGACCCAAGAGCAGCAAGUACGACUUUGUCGACAGUGAUGACGAGGAGGCCACCAAGAAGAAGAAGUCGGACAAGACCCCGGCUCAGACUCAGACCACCACAUCUAGCAGUAGUAGCUCCCCUAGGACUCUUCUGAAUAACACCAAGUGCCUGACCGGCUUCACUCGCAAGAUGGCGCCGCUCCCAAAGCCCCCGGUCGAUGACGAGACUGGCGCCCACCGGAGCUUCACGCCUGAGGAGUACAAGACCGUCAUCCAGGACGAGUUCAACCGUUUCGUCCAGCAGUCUCCCGAGAAGAAGGCGCGCGAUCUCGAGACGGCUCUUGCCAUCCUUAACGGUGUCCCAUCUGCGUCCUCGUCCGCCAGCCGUACCCCGACUGCCCCGGCUCCCGCUGCUGCCUCGGACAACAUCACUCGUCAGACCGUGACUGUCAACCCUUCCCUGCAGCGUCCUGCUGUCCGCCUCGCCGGCGCCACCGCCCUCCCGCCCACGCCCGCCACGUCUGUUGUUCCCGCGACCAUGUCCCAGCAGAUGGCUGAUCUGGACGACUUCUUCGCGGAGGAAAAUGACCACUAUUACACCACCUCCGGCCCUGCCGCCGUGGGCUCCAGCUACGCCUCGAGCUACAACUCCACCGCCUCCACUGGCGAGAAGAACCAGGGGGGGAAGGAGAGCCAGUACAAGGACGAGCCCUGGAAUGAUCCCAACUACCACGAGGAGGCCCUCUCCCACGGCUACGCCUUCAAGAAGACGGGCUACAACAAUCUUCCUGACGACAUGGACCCUGUCCCCCUCACCCGCGGCCAGCGCCGUGAGGUCCUUGAGCACUACGGCAUGACCGAGGCAGACUACCCUGCUCCUCCCGUCGGCUACCCCAACCCUCCCGGCCCCUCGCCCGGCACCGUCGCUCCCCCUUGCCCCUCGCGCCCUGCUCCGUCUGUUCCCGGCCGGGUCACUCCGGCUGGCAGCAUCGGCGGAGGAGAUAGCAGCGCCUCCAGCACCCACGGCGGCUACAGCGACGCUUUCGCUCCUGCUCAGGCUUAUACCCAGGCUCAGGCUCCUGCUACUUUCCAGAGCCUCCGCACCCCUCGUCGCUUCCGUCGCGCUGCGACUGCGCCCCCGGCGCCUGCUCCCGACAGCCCUGCUCCUGGCUAUGACGCUGACUGGUUCUGA